Messenger RNA from Solanum tuberosum (potato), 2095 nucleotides. RefSeq lists its product as uncharacterized. NCBI's taxonomy places the organism in Eukaryota, Viridiplantae, Streptophyta, Magnoliopsida, Solanales, Solanaceae. The record is from RefSeq and is a predicted model, not a curated record. The transcript has 8 exons. Gene Ontology annotation, biological process: negative regulation of transcription elongation by RNA polymerase II. Gene Ontology annotation, molecular function: DNA binding; histone reader activity. Bases 288 to 1670 code for a protein of 460 amino acids.
AAGGGCCUUCUUCGCCACUAGCGGUGUAUAUGGGAAAUUUGGUGUAUACCGAUGACCGAAACCCCUUUUCCCUUUUUAUGCAAUGAUUUCUCAGAAACCCUAUAACUCUUCAACUUCUCUAAAAUCAUCCAUUUUCUCAGCUCAUCACUACUUCUUCCUUUAACUCUGCAGAUUCAGAUGGUUGACGUCUGACGGAAGCUUGUUGAAGUGAGAAAAGACGAUCUUACAGAUUGAAAGGAAGGCAGUUUACUUGGUAUAGGCUAGUGCUUUCAGCUCACAAUUGUGACAUGGCUUCUAAACCAAUUGCUGAUACCAUAUGGAGGGGUAGUUUCAUGAUCUCCCGUCCGGAGAUGAGAUUGAAUCUUAUAGCCCAUCUAUCAAGUAAAGCGUGCGCCAAAGUAUGGCUGGCAGCUAAAGAGAUGGCGGAGGUGAUCUAUCCUGAAUUCCUUCCUAAGCGUGAUGUGUGGCCAAAGAGUUUUAAAAGUUCUAAACUGAUUGAUGAUAAUAUUGCCAUUUAUUUCUUUUCAGUUAAAGGCAGAGAUGAUCAAGUUUUUGAAAAUCUGCUGUAUAAUUUAAGACACUACGACAUUGCAUUAAAAGCGUUGGUUGGUGAUUCUGAACUCCUGAUUUUUACCUCUGCCCAUCUGCCAGAAAAGAAUCACAGAUUUGAGGGUAAAUUAUAUCUAUGGGGCGUCUUUAGUGGAAGACAAGCUCCUCCUCAACAGUCACCUGAUGAUUGUUUCAUUCAUAAUACCCGAGUGACACAAGCUUCAAUCCCAAAUUCAGAAAAUGAUGGGAAGGAUAGAAGUUGCAAGGAAUUCUCCAAUAAGAAAGAUCCUUCAACUGCCUCAAAAACAGCUAGAAAGGGAAGACCGCUUGAUGACGCUUGGCAACAUGCUACUCCAGUAGAUGGAAAGAAGCAGAGGACAGUUUGCAAUUAUUGUGGAUUUAUCUCUUCCUCUGGAGGCAUUACUUAUCUUAAGACACAUCUGGGUGGAGGUGAUCCGACGGGCUCACUAAAGGGUUGUCCAAAUGUGCCACCAGAAGUCAAAAGGGUGAUGAAAGAAUGGUUACUAGGAACUAUAAGAGGGGGGAAGGCCCCACAGCUACAGGAAAUCAGGACUGACUUUGAAGCAGCACCUGCAUCCAAAAAAUCAGUUAGAAGGGGAAGGCCACUUGAUGCUGCCUGGGAUUAUGCUACACCAGUUGAUGCAAAAAGGCAGAGAGCAGUUUGCAAGUAUUGUGGUUUCAUAUCUUCUUCUGGAGGAAUUACACAUCUUAAGGCACAUUUGGCUGGAGGUGAUCCAAAAGGGCCCUCAAAAGGUUGUCCCAAUGUGCCGCCUGAAGUUAAAAGGGCAAUGGCAGAAUCGCUCAACAGAACAGUGAAAGGAGCGAAAUCCAUGCAGCCAGAUGAGAUCAGGAGGUACAUGAAAGCGGAAAAUGAUUGGUCUCCUCCCAGGUCAGAUGACUACUCGUUGAAUCAACAUAGAAUUGUCAAGAAUGCUCAGUACUCACAUUUUGCCAAUGGGGGGAAUUCUGUAAAUGAUAUGACCAUGUUAAAGCAAUCAGAGACUGCACAUGUUGAUAGUUAUAUGGAGGUUAUGAGUUCUCACAAUGCUUGUAAGUCGAGCUUCUUAAGCAAACCUUCAACUCGAGUAGGUUUUAUUUAACAUGUGCAUCAGUAGGUUGAGGACUAAGAGCUAGGAAGGAAGCUUAAAUCUAAUGGUGAGAACAUGCUCCAUUAAUUUAUGACAUGACAAAACAUACAUGAGGACAGAUGACAAAGUUGAUUGUGCUACUUUAUCAGCAAAAAGGUUGGUUCUUUUGAUGUACAAACACCUUUUAACCCAAAGCUUGACAACAACAACAUGGUGACAUUGCUUGUGAUUAUUGUAUCUAUGUAUUUGUUGCGAUGUUCCCUCCAGUUUGGAGUGAUUUUACAGUUCUAUUAAACAGGUUGAGAAUCUCCUCUUAGUGUAAGACAUUUGAAAGUUCUGAAGUCGAUACUUGCUGAGAAAGCCUGGUUGAUACUGAAUUGAAUCCGACAUUAUCUUAUACUCAGGUGUUUAAAGAUGCAAAUACUCUUUGCAAAUCA